Molecule: messenger RNA, 944 nt
Organism: Anoplophora glabripennis (Asian longhorned beetle)
Lineage: Eukaryota; Metazoa; Arthropoda; Insecta; Coleoptera; Cerambycidae
Gene: Hsc20
Product: co-chaperone protein HscB homolog
Exons: 3
Coding region: 132-863 (243 amino acids)
Biological process (GO): protein complex oligomerization; [2Fe-2S] cluster assembly
Cellular component (GO): mitochondrion
Molecular function (GO): ATPase activator activity; protein-folding chaperone binding
Source: RefSeq, a predicted model, not a curated record
AAAGUCCAUUAAUGAAUUGCGUGGCAGCCUAACCUAACAUUCCUAACCUUAUUAUCUGUUAUCAGCUGAUAUAUAAAUCGAGGAAUUGAACAACCUUUCCUGAUGAAAAUACAUUUCAAUGAAGAACAAGCAUGACUUUAAGUAGAAGUACAAGCACAUUGGUACUGAAUUAUUUUAAUAGAUCUAUUUUUAAUAGUUUAAACUCUAGCAAACAUAACCUACACAACAGUGCACAAAAUUCUCUCACCUUUAAGCGGUUUAACAGUAGCGUUUGUUGGAAAUGUGGGAAGGAAAGGAAAAACUCUCAAGUAUUCUGCGAGACGUGCAAUGCAGUUCAAGCCCCCCUCGAAAAAGACAACUACUUCAAAGUAUUCGGCUUAGAGGAAAAUUUUGACAUCGAUCAGCAGUACCUGAAGAACAAAUUUAGGAAAUUGCAGAGUAUGCUGCACCCGGACAAGUUCAGUAACAAAACCGACGAAGAGCAACACAUCUCAGCGGAAUAUUCGUCACUCCUGAACAAGGCCUACAGCAGCCUGCAUACUCCUCUGAAAAGAGCCGAACAUUUACUUAAUUUGAGAGGCGAACAAAUAGGGGAAGAACAGGCAGUGGACGAUCCCGCAUUCUUGAUGGAAAUCAUGGAAUUGAACGAAGAGAUGGAAAGUGCGGGUAACGAUAAAGAGAAGUUGAAGGCGUUGAACACUAAGAAUAAAAUGGAGUUGGAGCGGAUUUCUAAAGAAGUCGACGAGUGCUUCAGGAGAAACGAUAUUCGGGCGGCGAAGAAAACCGUCAUCAAACUGAAGUACUUUAGUAGUCUAGGUAGUAGGAUAAACGGGGUUUUGAGGGAGUUGGGGGAGACGGACUGAUUCUGACGGAGGAAGAAUUAGCAAAAUAAAUGUUUUUUGUAAUUAGCGUUAGUCACAUUUAAUAAAUAGUUGUUUUUUGAA